AUGCUUGACGCACUGAAGUCAAGGCCAAGACAUAUAUCUCUAAGGUUAAGAAAAUGGAAUACAACUGGCAUCACUGUAGGAAAUUCAACUCAACUAAACUCGCCAGGUCAAAUAUUUAUUGAUUCUAAUAACACAUUGUAUAUCGUCAGUUACGGUAACAGUCUUGUUCUAAAGUUGUUACAUAAUACAAUUAAUUUCAUAGUAGUAGCUGGCAACGAUACAGGUGGUUCAGAUUCAAACCAGUUUAACGUUCCACAAGGUUUAUAUCUUGAUCAAAACUAUAAUUUAUACGUUUCGGAUUUCUACAAUAAUCGAGUACAAAAAUGGCUAUAUGGCGCAUUAUCGGGUACAACAAUUGCAGGAAUAUCAGGUUCAAGUGGACCGGCUAUGAAUCAAUUCGACGGACCAGUAGGUUUAUUUCUAGAUUCAUCAAAUACCUACAUGUAUGUCGCAGACAUUAAUAAUCAUCGUAUUAUGAGAUAUUUCACAAAUUCAACAAGUGGUGCUGCUGGAACAGUCGUAGCAGGUGGUAAUGGUGCAGGCAAUUCAAAUAACCAGUUAAAUCAACCAUUCAGUGUAUAUUAUGAUUCAGCAUCAAAUUAUUUGUAUAUAACAAAUACUGGCGGUCAAGCAGUAAUCAGAUGGAGUCCAGGUGCAGCGAGCGCUAUGUUUGUAGCAGGUACAGUCGGUGUAAGCGGCCAGGGUUCCACAUAUCUAAGUGCACCGACUCAUUUAACAGUAGAUCCAUACGAAAAUUUGUAUGUAUCGGACUACUCGAAUAGUAGAAUCCAAAUGUUUUGCACGUAUAAUUCAAGCGGUAUAACGAUCGCUGGUAAUGGAACCGCAGGGUCGGAUAGCACCGAAAUAAAUGGUCCAAGAGGAUUUGCAUUCGACUCGCAAAUGAAUCUGUACGUUAGUGAUAUGAAUAAUAAUCGGGUACAAAAGUUCAUAAAACUCUAA
Messenger RNA from Didymodactylos carnosus, 960 nucleotides. Lineage: Eukaryota; Metazoa; Rotifera; Eurotatoria; Philodinida; Philodinidae. The record is from the annotation of a GenBank genome assembly.